UGUGCUGUUGGAGCGUAUUUGAUAACAGAAAGUUGGUAACCAAAAGUUGGAACUUUAUUUUUCUUCUUUUGUGAUUGAUCCGACCUUUGUUCAUGACAAAAGUUUCGUCGAAAAUCAUGGACGAUGAAACGGAAAGUUUUCCCGGUGAAAACCCGUCAUUUUCCUGCUUGCUGCUCUCCUCCGCUUGCGCACAGGAAUGCACAUUAUUCCUUAGUGAAGUAGCUAUUCCUUCUUAGGAAUGCAAGUUGGAGCAUUAUUGUGGUGUCAAAAUUGCUAUUGUUAGAAGGCACUGCUUUCUCUUCCAGCAGGUUAGCAGUGGAAUUCAGAACUUGGGGAUAAGAACCAAGUUGCUUUGAACCCAUAUUUGUUCACAGGAUUGCCUUGUGAAUACCAACAGGAACUGGAAAUCUUGCCAACCAGGUCAAGGUCUUGGCAGCACAAGCUUAAUAGAGUUGAGGUUUUCUUGAUUGCAUAUUUGGUGCCUCGUUAGGAUGUCACAUUUGCAAUGCAAGCAUGAAGCAGCCAAUGGAUUUCUUGUGGGAUGUCUUAUUUCCAGUUAAGGAUUAUCACCAGGCUUUCACAUUGUGUUUCCAGAAGGUUUCAUUCCCCAACUUAUUGCAUAUCACUGCAAUUCAACACCCUUUUAGCUCACAAACCAUGCACAGCAUCAGAGGAGAGCCUAGAAAAGGCUUUAGAAAUUUUGGAUUUAAUUUCUCCACAACCUGGAAAAGAAGGCUCUGGGAACAAGCAUAUGCGCCUCAUAGAGGGAUGCAUGGAAGCACUCAUUAAAACAGACAGUAGACAGGAAAAAAAAGGAAGACUGAGAAAACCAAAAGAGCCCACUGCAAUUUCUGAUAAGAUCUCCAAGAGAAGUGUAGCUUUUUCAGGUUAUGAGAAGGAUGGCUAUUAUAAAAAUAACUCUGAUGCGAACGAUGCUCUCACCUUCUUCUUUCACAUGCGCAAACAAGGAAUGAAACCAGAUGAGCAAACUUUGUCCAGUGUUCUUAGUGCCUGUGGAAGUGAAAGAGUCUACAAUCUGGGUACCCAACUUCAUGCAAUAUCUGUUCAUUCUGGCCUGGACCUGUGCAUCUCUAUUGGGACCUCGUUGGUCAAUUUUUACAGCAAAUGUGGAGAUUUAGAUGAAGCGUAUCAGGUGUUUGAGGGCCUUCUUGAGAAAAAUGUUGUGUCCUGGACUGCACUGAUUGCAGGUUUUGCUCAGCAAGGGCAAGGCGAGAGGUGUUGGGACCUCUUCCUUCGUAUGCAAUUUUCUCUCUCUAGACCCAAUGAUUUCACCUAUGCAAGCCUCCUGAAAGCAUGCACAGGCAUCGGCUCUUUAGCUGAGGGUAGGGUCAUCCAUUGUCAUACCAUAAAAGGUGGCUUCCAUUCCUAUACCCAUGUGGCCAAUGCUCUUAUUACAAUGUAUGCCAAGUGUGGGAGCAUCGAGGAAGCAAACUACAUGUUUGAAGAGACAGAAAUUCGCGAUGUAAUAUCAUGGAAUGCCAUGAUCAUGGCCUAUGCUCAUCAUGGCCUUGGGGACGAGGCCUUAUACUUGUUUAGAGAGAUGGAGAAGAGAGCCAUAGAACCUGAUGCCAUAACCUUUCUUGGUGUUCUCUCUUCGUGCAGACAUGUGGGGCUUGUGGAGGAAGGAUGGCAUUACUUCUAUUCAAUGGUUUGUGAGCACAAGAUUGAUCCUGGACUGGAUCAUUAUGCAUGCAUGGUUGAUCUUUUAGGUCGAGCUGGGCUCCUUGAUCAAGCCAAAGAGUUCAUAAGGAGUAUGCCUAUCUUGCCAAAUGCUGUUGUGUGGGGGUCACUUCUCUCUUCCUGUAGGCUGCAUGGAGAUGCUCGGAUUGGGAGCUGGGCAGCUCAACAUAGGCUUUUGUUGGAACCUGGUUGUUCUGCAACUUAUGUGCAGUUGGCUAAUCUGUAUGCUGCUUCUGGAUCUUGGGAAGAAGCAGCUAGAGUGAGAAAAUUGAUGAGAGAGAAAGGAUUGAGAACAAGUCCGGGGUAUAGCUGGAUUGAGGUUAAGAACAGGGUUUACAAGUUUAAAGCAGAGGACAGGUCAAACCCAAGGUGGGUUGAGAUGAUUUGGGUGGUGGAUAGUUUGGUGAAACAGAUGAAAAGCCUGGGUUAUGUGCCUGACACAAGCUUGGGCUUGGAUCUGAAUGAAGAGGGUGGUUUCAUUGAUUGUUAUUAGUUGAAUAUUGAGAUAUGAUUCUUUACUUCUCGGUAUUCAUUUUGGUAAGCAUUGAUUCAUGUUGUACCGUAUCGCAAGUUUAAGCCUAAUCCAUCUUGUAUCAGAUCACAAAUUUACAUGUUUGUUUUCUGUAAUUACAUGUGUGCGUGCAUUGUACUGAUAUAGCUUUAAUGUAAUAUUGCAAGAACAAACUACACAGACAAACAAAUCCUCUAAAUGCUUAAUUUUUUCUAAGAAACAUGCGCUGGUUUGGUUUUAUUUA
Amborella trichopoda is the source of this 2456-nucleotide messenger RNA. RefSeq names its product Tetratricopeptide repeat (TPR)-like superfamily protein. The record is from RefSeq and is a predicted model, not a curated record. Lineage: Eukaryota; Viridiplantae; Streptophyta; Magnoliopsida; Amborellales; Amborellaceae. Gene Ontology annotation, biological process: RNA modification. Gene Ontology annotation, molecular function: protein binding; RNA binding.